Molecule: messenger RNA, 880 nt
Organism: Ipomoea nil (Japanese morning glory)
Lineage: Eukaryota; Viridiplantae; Streptophyta; Magnoliopsida; Solanales; Convolvulaceae
Product: protein GAST1-like
Exons: 4
Coding region: 112-561 (149 amino acids)
Source: RefSeq, a predicted model, not a curated record
UUGUUACUUGAUAGACAUUAGUUGGUGAUGAAUUUAGUAUCCACUUGAGAGUGGAUAGUGCAAAUGUAGACCCUAGCUAGUUACCACUCUGAUCUCCCUCUCCCUUUUUAUAUGUAUAAAUAUCCCAUCCUCUUCCCUUUUCAACUCCACACAAAUUCUCUCUAUAUAUCCCUUCUCAUCAUUCAAUUCCUCUGUGUUUCUUUCUUUCUCUCAAGCAUGGCAAAAAUGGCUACAAUGCUCACCAUCCUCAAGUUCUCAAUCUUCAUCUUUGUUAUUAUGUUUCAGAAUCAGGCUUCAAUGGCUGCACAUUCAUCUACCCCGCAGCCACUGGGUAACAACCGCAUGUAUGGUGUGACUGAAGGCAGCCUGCGUCCUCAAGAGUGCUCGCCGAAGUGCAGUUUCCGGUGCUCGAAGACGGCGUUCAAGAAGCCGUGUUUGUUCUUCUGCCAAAAGUGCUGCGCCAAGUGUCUGUGUGUGCCGCCGGGGACUUACGGCAACAAACAAGUUUGCCCCUGCUACAAUAACUGGAAGACCAAGAGAGGAGGCCCCAAAUGCCCUUAAUUAUAUAUCUAUUUCACCACCAAUUAAUUAACAACAUAUUUUUUUAAAAUUUAUAUAUUAUUAUAAGUAUUUUGUUAAGAAAAACGGAUGGGAUCAUUAUCCACCUCCGAUCCCUCUCUCAUAUAUUAUGGGGAAAAUAAUUAUUAUUAUAGUAUUUCCCUUAGUAGACUAGAGGUCGAAGAAAAUGAUCUAAGAAUAUCAUCGAAUCUGAUCCGUUUUUUAGAUUUUAAUUUAAGUUGAGUUAUUGUAUGUGCUUGUACUUAAAUUUAUCAAUAUUUAGUAACAUAUCUAUCUCUUCAUAGUAAUUAAAAGUUUAUUA